Molecule: messenger RNA, 2210 nt
Organism: Centrocercus urophasianus (Greater sage-grouse)
Lineage: Eukaryota; Metazoa; Chordata; Aves; Galliformes; Phasianidae
Gene: HEY1
Product: hes related family bHLH transcription factor with YRPW motif 1
Exons: 5
Coding region: 12-929 (305 amino acids)
Biological process (GO): negative regulation of neuron differentiation; anterior/posterior pattern specification; circulatory system development
Cellular component (GO): nucleus
Molecular function (GO): DNA-binding transcription factor activity, RNA polymerase II-specific; RNA polymerase II cis-regulatory region sequence-specific DNA binding; protein dimerization activity
Source: RefSeq, a predicted model, not a curated record
GCGCCGCCGCCAUGAAGCGGGCGCAUCCCGAAUACAGCUCGUCGGACAGCGAGGAGCUGGACGAGGCCGUGGAGGUGGAGAAGGAGAGCGCGGACGAGAACGGGAACCUGAGCUCGACCGCGGGCUCUGCGUCGCCGUCAGCCACCUCGCAGAUCCUGGCCAGGAAGCGGCGCCGAGGGAUCAUCGAGAAGCGCCGCCGCGACCGCAUCAACAACAGCCUGUCCGAGCUGCGCCGGCUGGUGCCCAGCGCCUUCGAGAAGCAGGGAUCGGCCAAGCUGGAGAAAGCCGAGAUCCUGCAGAUGACUGUGGAUCACCUGAAGAUGCUGCACACGGCCGGAGGAAAAGGUUAUUUCGAUGCUCAUGCCUUGGCUAUGGACUACCGGAGUCUCGGGUUCCGAGAGUGCCUGGCUGAAGUCGCUCGAUACCUGAGCAUUAUAGAGGGCCUGGAUGCCUCUGACCCGCUGCGGGUCCGACUCGUGUCUCACCUCAAUAACUACGCCUCUCAGCGGGAAGCAGCAAGCGGUGCGCAUGCUGGCAUUGGACACAUUCCUUGGGGCAACGCCUUUGGACAUCACCCUCACAUAUCUCACCCAUUGCUGCUGCCUCAGAAUGGGCCCGGCAAUACCAGUACUCCAGUGUCUUCCUCAGAACCGCAUCACCAGGGCAGAAUUGCCGCCUCACAUGCUGAAACUUCCUCACUCAGAGUGCCCCCAAAUGGCAGCGUCGGACCAGUGCUCCCCGUGGUCACAUCUACUACCAAACUGUCUCCUCCUCUUCUCUCCUCCAUGGCGUCGCUGUCUGCGUUCCCCUUUUCAUUUGGCUCGUUCCAUCUCCUGUCCCCCAAUAUGCUGAGCCCGUCGGCACCAACACAAUCAGCAAACCUUGGCAAACCAUACAGACCAUGGGGGACUGAGAUUGGAGCCUUCUAAGAACUAACUCUUUAGUAAGGGUGGGGAAGCCUGCAAACCUAGCUGAGCUGGGUUAUGCCACUCUUAACAUUGAAGUUCUUAAUAACUGGGACAAAGGUACAGCUUCACCUUAACUAAAUUUGUCUAGAAACUGUCUCUUUGGAUUUUUUUUUGUUUCUUUUUUGUUGUUGUUUUCUACAUUUUUGUAUUAGCAGGAUUUUUUUUUUUUUUUUUUUGAAUAGUUGUCUGAAAAUAAAGUUAACAAUAGUGGAUGUUAACACUUGUGUUAGAUCUGUGCUGAACACUGAAAUCAAUUUUGUAACAGCUCGUUUCGAAUGUUCCGUUUUUCCUGAGUACAUCCGACUGCCUUUUUGUGAAGAGGUAUCACCUAUUAUUGUUAGCUACAGCCUAAUUUAGUUAUUAAUUUUUCCAAGACCACUCUUCUUAACAAGCUGUGUUUUUGUUAAUAUUUUGACACUGAGAUGUUCUAUAAGGAAUUACUGUUUUUGUAAACUAUAUAGGAGUCUUAUAUUUCUGAACAAAGCGUUGACAAAUCAGAUGGACCAGCUUGACCAGCUUUAUCUACGAGCCCAGUUUCUAUUUCUUCUGCUGUGAUUUGGUAUAUUUGGAGGUCUUAUUCUAGUCCCUAGUGGGUGUUUCUUUGCAUCACAGAAUCACUGCAUUAUUUCUUCCACCCAAAGGAGCAGUAUGUGCUUUAGUGCAGACUUUAGAAUGGGGAGGGUGCAAAAGCAAAAUUAGAAACUACAGUUGGUGGUGAGUUUCAUUGCUAGAGAUGUGGAAAAUUUGUUACCCGCAGUAGCCUUCCAGCAUGUUCAACUUACAGGGCCAGAUUCUGCUCUGAGUUACAGUAGAGCAAUUGCUGUGUUACUGGUAUUCUUGGUUAAGUGAAAGCAGAUUCUUUCUCUUUGUGAGCUUCAAAUCUGCACCUGAAACAAAUUAUGCUGGUAUUUAGAUAUCCAAUGGAAUGGUACAGUGGGAACCUGUUCAGUGCACGACUUUGUUGCUUAACAAAUGUAUCCUAACUGGUGCAUUUUUCUGUUGUUGUUUUUGCAUUUUGCUUUUAGGGGCAGUUCAGUGCUACUCCUCAUUUUGCAAGGGCUCUGCUGCAUUCUCGUGUGCGUGAGUGUGUGUGCGUAUGUGUAUACAUGUAUAUUUUGUUUGAUUUCAUGAGAAUCUUAAUCUGAACAGGUUUAUCUAGUGAGUUCCACUGGACUAGGAUUGACUGCUCUUGUAUUUGUGUUGUGGUUAAAUAAAGGAGAAAGAACAACGCAUUUUAAAUGA